UUUUGCUGCAAAUCUCAUAAGUAAGACCGACCUCGCUCGGAAAAGGGAUGCGAACGACCGCCCUCCCAUCACCUUUCUAUCGCUCGUAGAAUGCCCUUGGCUCGUCCCUCGUGCGGUCUUGCGGUCUUGAUUUCAGUGCCCUGCAUAUGGAUUCCCAUUUGCCGGGCACAGGCAUCAGGCCCAACUCAGAAGACAGAGACUCUCAGGGCAAGUGUCGGUGGCGACGCGACCGCGUCGGCAGACAGCCUUCCCAAUCCGCGAGCUACGCCGCCAUAUUAUGCAACGAGAGCACACUGAAUGUGCUUUUUGUCCUGGCAGGAGGGCCUAUCACUGUGUUAACAGCUGAAGUGCGUUUUAUUAGCGAAACAUCAACACGGGCGGCGGUCGCUCACGCGGAUGUCGACGUCACGCAUCCGUACCCAUUCACGAUCAAGUCGCUCCUCGUCAGACACCUCGUCUAUCGCUACAUGCGAGGGCCAGUCAUCGACACGCCUGGUAUUUUGGGACCGCCUACGAAGAACUUGAACACGAUGGAGAUGGCUGGGAGCACAAACAAGGUUGAGUACAUGCGCGCUGUUUUCCGUGGACGCGUACCUUCGGAUGCGCGACUCGCAGUUGUCUCGGCGCUGGUUAGGCGAACUAAACAAUGAGAUCAAGUGGUUCUUGUACGAUACCGAUUCGAAGUGUAGCGUUAGUAUAUAUGUGACGAUUGCUACAACACCUACAUGUGCGCGUGACGCUCUCCGAGUCCGCGUUGGUGGUCUCCUCGGACCUGUUCCGGCUCCCGGUCAAAAGCUCUACAGUUUCCACGCGGGUCAUCGGAGUCUUGGGUCACCACGGGCCGUCGUCUGCUUGUUCCCAAAUAGCUGCCUAGUCGAGUGGAAACGCUUGCACGUACCUCAACUUACAUUUUA
Messenger RNA from Rhodofomes roseus, 914 nucleotides. RefSeq lists its product as uncharacterized. The coding region runs from base 147 to 650 and encodes 167 amino acids. The record is from RefSeq and is a predicted model, not a curated record. The transcript is spliced from 2 exons. NCBI's taxonomy places the organism in Eukaryota, Fungi, Basidiomycota, Agaricomycetes, Polyporales, Fomitopsidaceae.